Molecule: messenger RNA, 1605 nt
Organism: Candida dubliniensis CD36
Lineage: Eukaryota; Fungi; Ascomycota; Pichiomycetes; Serinales; Debaryomycetaceae
Exons: 1
Coding region: 1-1605 (534 amino acids)
Molecular function (GO): transcription coactivator activity
Source: RefSeq, a predicted model, not a curated record
AUGAUGGAUAACUUGAAUCAAGAUCCAAAUUCAGAUUUUACGCAACAUAACAAUCAACACCACCAGAUCCAGUUUUCUCACAACCACAACCUUCACCACCAACACCAACAACAACAGUUGCACCAAUUAUCUCAAUUGCCAACUCAACCAAAUGAAAUACACCCACAACAUCAAUUACCGCAAAUGCAGCAACAACAACAACAUUUUCAAAAUCAAUUCCAACAACAAUUGUUCCAACCAAAUCAAAAACAUCAAUUACCUUCACAACAAAUCCCACUACUAAACUCUCAAUCCCAACCCCAACCCAUGGUGCGAGUACCAUCACAAAACCCACCAUCCAUUAUGCAGUCUUCCCCAGAUCCUUUAAUAGCCAAUGGAGCGACGCCAUUAUCUGAGUCAUUAUCGAUGAAUAGAAAACACAAUGAUAAUUCAUCCGAUAGUAGGAAAAUCUGUCCAUUUUGUAAGAAACAUUUUAGUCACCGAGGGUCUUUAAGUCGACAUCUUGAUUUGAAAAAAGGUGAUUCAUUACAUCCAAGUAAUGAGGUGACAAUCAUUAGAAACCAGAAUCGAAGAAGAAGCAGUGUUGAUGUCAACUUUAGUUCGAUAGAAAAAUCCGAAUCUCAGUCGGGUGGAGGUACCCCCUUAAUGACCAGUGAAUCGUUUAAUGGUACCAAUAGUAUUUCUAAACUGGGUAAAAAGAGAAGAGUUAACAAAAAAUCAUUGGCAGUAUCACAAAUAUCAAGUGAUUCAGCCAGUGGACAACGAGAGAAAAGCAAAUUAAGAAGGAAAUUACGGGAUCGAAGAAUUAAAGCCAAAAUAUUGACAAAUGAUUGGUUUCAUGAUUUAUUUGCUCAACAACCUUUACCACAAUUUGAUAAUUUUGAUAGUAAUAAUAAUUCCCAGAGUUCGAUAACAUCAGAAACAUUUUGUCAAUUGGUUGCAUUAUACCUACCUAUCAAUGAUUGGCCCAUGACAAUACCAGAUGAGAAUUGUAUUAAUCCAACAAUUGAACGAAUGAGAGUUAGAGAAAGCAAUAAUUUGAUUGAUUUGUUAAAUGAGAGUUUCCCAAUAUUUCAAGAACUAACAACUUUACAAAAAAAGCAGGUGUGGAUUGGUGAAUCUCAAAGAAUAUUACAGGCAAGCAUUGGUAACUUUUCUCUUUGUGAUUUAUAUAAUAUUAAGGGAGUUAUUGCUAAAAGAGAGCAAGCUAAUUUUGAGGAAAUAUGUCGUAAUGAUAAAUUAUCUGCUUUUGUUGAAGUGGAAAAUAGUCCUAAUCAAUAUGGAGGGAUUAUAGGUACUGCCGAUGAUGAACGAGAAGCAGAUAUAGAGGAGGAACUAGAUGAUGAUGAGGAAGAAGUAAAUAGCAUUCAAGUUGAAAAAGUGAAACAGCUAUCUCCACAACAACAACAAGAACAGAAAAUACGACUAAAACUGAACCUGAACCUGAAUCUGAAUCUGGGUCAAGUACAAUCAAACACGCAACUGAUUCCUGCUAAUUUUCAAAAUUCUUCACGCAUUCCUGCUGAAUCAUACAUUCAUGAGAUUGAUGAAGUUCAAAAUAAUAAUUUUGAUGAUUUUGGAACAUCUUUUGAUAAAUUCUAUUAG